This is a messenger RNA of Prinia subflava (tawny-flanked prinia), 4999 nucleotides long. Its product is annotated as AN1-type zinc finger protein 5-like. The coding region runs from base 2871 to 3512 and encodes 213 amino acids. Gene Ontology annotation, molecular function: DNA binding; zinc ion binding. The record is from RefSeq and is a predicted model, not a curated record. Lineage: Eukaryota; Metazoa; Chordata; Aves; Passeriformes; Cisticolidae. The transcript is spliced from 7 exons.
CUGCUGGGCUUGGCUUUCUUGUGGAUACAUUCUUCUCCCUCAGCCUUGUUUACCUCUCCCUAGACCUGAGAUAAUUGGACAGUAGUGUCACCUUUAUCUUAUCUCAGGCUCUAUUAGGUGGCUUAACUCAGUCCAAGGUUCCAGUCAGGAGGCAUAUUCAGGGAGGGGUGGGCUUUAUACAGCUUUUUUAUAGAGUUUUGACGUAACGGGCAAAAAGUCCUUCAUAACAAUGCUUAAGCCAUUAACCAUAACAUUUCAGUCUCUCACACCAAGUUUCUGAGAAAAGUUCAGGAAAGCAGAUACAUAAUGGUAUUUGCUUGUUUUUCAGGGUAACAGAACUGAAUUUGUAAGGCCUUAGGUACUUACUGUUCUUAGAAAAGUUAGUAAGGAAGAAUUUCAGAAGUCUGUAAUCUGUCUUUUCAAAAAACUUUACUUUUGCUCUUGGUUCAAAAUAUUAAAUGGCAUAUUUUAGUUCUCUGAUUAUUGAACUCUGGAAAGUAUAUUAUAAUCUAGUCAGGUGAUACCUAGACCUUAAAGAGUGAAAAUCAAAAUUUCUUAAACAUUAGAUAACAAUUUGAUCUUUGUUUUAAAUAAGCAGCAUGUAUUUCAGGUAGUGAAGGAUUGUGCUGAAAAAGAGCUAUAAAGACUCAUUAAUAUUCAUCAUUAAUACCUAAAGCUAAACUUAGUCAGUGCUGAAAGAUUCUAAUUUGAGAGUGGAGCAAGUCAAAUAAGAUUGACGAUGAUAGUGUGUGUUAUCACUUUUAAUAGUGCUUUGAGUGUACCUGCAUGUAAUAAAGCCAGAAGUACAGUCUUUGUGUUAUAAUAACAUAGAGCUACAAUAAAGAUGAGAAUAUUUUUUAAGGUCUGUUUUCUCUUGUGUCCACUGAUUUGUUGUAUGGCUGUAAAACUGCAAACUCUUAAGUGGUAUAUCAGAAUAAGUACAAGUUUGCUUUGCAGUAGUGAAACAAAGGUAUAAAUUGCUGAAAUCCCAUGACCACCAGCAGGCAAGCAGAUUGAUUUUACUCUUUUCUCCUGCUGUUGAUUUACUUUGAUCCCAGAAGUUUAGAUUAACUAGACAGAUACUGCUGUCAAUUGCAGUUGUCAUACUGUUGAGAUAUAUGGUUACAGCUUGUAGUAUGGCUUUUUUAAGUUAUAAAAAGUAUUUCUUUAUACACUACAGUUAAUUAAUGUUUGGUAUGCUUGAGUUUUCAUGAGCAUCAGGAGACAAAUAUCCUGUUUUGUGGCUGCCCUUAAAGAGGAAGGCAGUAAUCUGGAGUUUUCACUAAAAUGUCAAAGUGCUAUAGGCAGUACUUUCACUAAAUCUAAAUUUUUGGAGGCCAAGUGUGUCCUCAGUUUGUAGUAGAUUGCUUGAUUAUUAUAUUCUUAGUUCCCAAAGGCAAUAAAACUAGGAUUUGGUUGCUAUAUCAGUUUUUCUACUAGCCUUGUUUUGCAGAGGUCAACCUCAAAUGAAGGUGAAAUAUUUUUAUUCCUAACUUUUGCAGUUGAUGGCAGAGAUGAGGGUUAGAAUCAUCUACCUUUGAAAGAUGCAUAAGUCUGCCUAUAUUUUAAAAACAGAAGAUUUAACUGGCUCUUUGGAAAUGCAUAUAGUGUGCAAAUGAAUGUAUUCAGCAGUCUAAAAUAGUUUUAUUUUUCUUGGAAGAGCAAAAUUUGGUUUAAGCAUAUUUCAGUAAUGCUUUUGGAUCAUGUUUUGAGGGCCUACUAUAUGCAUAUUGUUGCUAGUUAAUAAUCAGUAUUGGGCUUUGUAUGCAAUUUAAGCAAAGUUAAAGGUCUUGUUAUAGAAACGUCCCGUAAAGAUAUGAAAUACAGUUUUAAAAUGACUGUUGCCCAUCCUUCAGUGAUUUUUGUUCUGUUUAACAAAUGUGUUGUGAAAGUACAAACUGCUAACAAUGUUAUUAGCAUCAGAAUGAUACAAGAUCACCAUUACUAAAAAAGGGGAGCAGUUCUUCUGGAGUCUGCAAAAAUAAACUGUGCUAAUUACCAAAAUUGUUUUGUAGACCAAAACUUGGUCUUGCUUGUUUUACCCAUCUAGCUGUGGGUUUUUUGGGUUUUUUUUAAUACCCUGUAAGUGCUCAGAGGUUAAUUUUUUUGUUGGCCAAUUAAUUAAACUUGGUAAUAACCUGCACACAUAGUUUGGUUUCUGGUAAGUAUAUUGCUUUUCAGUAUUACUGUGUGAAUUUGGUUUGUGUGGCAGGGUUUUGGUAGCGGAGGGCCACGGGGUGGCUUAGGUGAGAAGCUGCCAGAAGCUUCUGUUAUGUCAGAUAGAGUCAGUGCCAGUUGGCUUUAAGAUGGAACUGCUGCUGGCCAAUCAGCAAUGGUUAUAGCACCUCUGUGUUAACAUAUUUAAGAAGGGGGGGGGGGAAACUGCUGCACAACAGCAGCUGGAAGAGAGGAGUGAAAAUGUGUGAGAGAAACAACUCUGUAGGCUCCGAGAUCAGUGGAGGAGGUGUUCCAGGUGAUGGAGAGGGGGCUGUGACCCUGAGGGAAGCCCAUGCUGGAGCAGGUUUGCUGGUAGGACUUGUGACCCUGUGGAGGACCCAUGCUGGAGCAGUCUGUUCCUGAAGGACUGCACUUCAUGGAAAGAAAAAGUUGAAGGGACCCACACUGAAGCAGCUUGUGAAGAACUGCAGCAUGUGGAAAGGACCCAUAUCAGAGACAUUAAUGGAAAACUGUUCUCUGUGGGAGGGACCCCACAUUGGAGCAGGGGAAGAAUGUGAGGAAGAAAGAACAGCAGAGACAUAUGUUCCUGACAAUGUUACUUAUCAAUACAAUUGAAGUAUUGAAUUAUAUAUUAACAUCCAUAUAGCCAUCUUUAAAAAUGCUGAUAUCACUUUUUGUGGGCAAGCAUUGAAAUGGCUCAGGAGACAAACCAGACCCCAGGGCCCAUGCUAUGUAGUACAGGAUGUGGAUUUUAUGGAAAUCCUAGAACAAAUGGCAUGUGUUCUGUUUGCUACAAAGAACAUCUUCAGCGACAGCAGAAUAGUGGUAGAAUCAGCCCAAUGGGUAAAGGGACAGCUAGUGGUUCAAACAGUCCUACCUUAGACUCUCCAUCUGUACAGAGAGCAGAUGCUAGUUUAGGCAACUGUGAAGGUACUGCUAGUAGCACAUCUGGAAAAUCAAGAAAUGUGCCUGUUGCUGCUUUGCCUGUAAUGCAGCAAAUGACAGACAUGAGCAUUUCAAGAGAGGAGAAAGUAUCACCAAAAACAGACAUCGAGCCAGUUAUUACUCAACCAAGCCCAUUAGUUUCUCAACCUAGUACUUCACAGAGUGAAGAGAAAGCUUCUGAACUGCCUAAACCAAAGAGGAACAGAUGUUUCACAUGCAGAAAGAAGGUUGGCCUUACGGGAUUUGAUUGCCGAUGUGGAAACUUAUUUUGUGGACUUCACCGUUAUUCUGACAAGCAUAACUGUCCAUAUGAUUACAAAGCGGAAGCUGCAGCAAAACUCAGGAAAGAGAAUCCAGUUGUGGUGGCUGAAAAAAUCCAGAGAAUAUAAGCUAGUCUAUUUGUGAAAAGACUGACUUUUUUUUGUUUUAUUUUAAUAUGCCCUAUGAAAGUAUUAAAGAGCAGAUGCAUGGCCAUUUUCCUUUGUUCUCCAAAGUUUUCAUUUUAGCCUUGUCUGUAUUAAUGUUUUUUCACAAUGUUUGGGUGUUUGUUACAGGCAGAAUUGGAAAGAUACAGUCCUUGAAAAUGUAUAUGCUCUCCUCAGAAUAUGAUUGGAUGGCUAGAACCUGCACAGGAAUACACAUCCACAGAAGACAGACUCCAGUUCACAUGUGCUAAACAGAUGUUUUCUUCAUGUUUGCAGCAGAUCUGCCUUUUGAGAUGUUCAAGGUGUUUAUGACUAGCCAAAGACUGUGCCUGUUUGGGAGAAAGAUAUGUCAGAAAGGCUGAUGGUCUACUUCUAUCUUUUUAAAAUCAUCUUCUACUUUUAGUUUCCAUGCUCUAUUGUAUUCCAGCAGAAUAUAAGACAUGUAGAGGGCUCUACCAUCCAGUAAGAUGAGUGUUGGUGCCAUAUUUGAUAAAAAAUCAUUUAGCAAUUGCAAUGAGAAAAAUGAAAAAAAAAUAGAUAUGUAUGAGAAGAAAACUAUUUUAGAAGAGAUAACAUUAACUUUAGAAUAAUGAAAAUUAUAAUAAUUUCCCAAAGGCAAUGUCCUGUUAGAAACUUAAGAACUGUCCUACAACAAUUGUUUGCUUUUCCUUGCAUAGCUAAUAAUGUUAUGUAGCACAAUAUUGUGCUAAGAUUGAUUUAAAAAACAAAAGCUAUGGGUGGGAUUUUUAGACAUACCACAGCAACUCUAUCAAGUGACAUGCAUCUGUGUAAGUUGCAGAAGUAUUUGAGCAAUUUAUUAUUCAUGUGCUUCUUAAAUUCAGCAUGUUCUGGGUUCAAAAGACUAUUAGGACCUUUUUUUCAGUUUAAAGAAAACAAGUUUUAAAUGUAACAAUUGUUGUGUAUGGGAAUCAUACCCAACAUGACUCUUGUAGAUUUAAGUGGGAGCUAGAACCACUCUUGGAAGGCUGCUUUAUCAUUUUUAAUUGUAUUUGGGUGUAGGACUGUAGUGUUCUUGGGUGUAUUGCAUGGGCUCCAUUAUCUACAGCUUUGUAUAAUAACUAGAAAGGACAGUAUAGUUCACUGAUGCUUGUCUGGUAAUAUCAUUUCUGUGUUAUAAUGGAAGGGGGUUUUGUGAUGUAUGAAACUUGUGGUUUUUUAUAUAAUCGAGUAUAGUGUAGACUAGUGUUGUAAUGCCUCCUCGUGUAUGUACACAAGAUGCAACUUAUGAUUUUUAUUGAAGUGUUCAAUCUUAGUUUUUUAGUUCACUAUUAAAAAUCAAUCUUUUGCUUUUAAUUUAUUCUUUCAAUUUAGUUAUCAGAUAUGCAAGCAUGUACAGAUCGUUCGUACUUAGGUAUUGCACAUAAUCACACUAUCCAGCAUCUAUGCUCUGCUGUAUUAUGUAAAUAAUAAAAAUCAUGUACAGAAGGAAA